CUCCGCGAUGGCUGCGGGUGGUCGGCCUCCGACUUGGACUUCCUGACGGCGCCUGCAAGCGGGAUCUCGCCAGCCGGCUUCUUCAUCAUGUACCCGCCGCCGCCGCCGGCGCCUCACCGGGAUUUCAUCUCAGUGACGCUGAGCCUUGGCGAGAGCUACGACAACAGCAAGAGCCGGCGGCGGCGUUCGUGCUGGAGGAAAUGGAAGCAGUUGUCGCGUUUGCAGCGGAAUGUGAUUCUCUUCGCCUUGGCCUUUCUGAUUCUCUGCGGGUUCCUGUCCUAUGUCCAGGUGGCUGACCAUUGGAAAGGUCUGAGUGGCAGACCCACAGAAGAGGAGAAGAUGAGGCCAGAAAUCCCUGGGUUGAAACCAGCAAACCCACCUGUCUUACCAGCUCCUCAGAAGGCAGAUGCCAACCCAGAAGACUUUCUAGAGAUGUUGCCUCAGAAGCCUCGAAGGCAUUUCCGCCAGGGACCCCCCCACCUGCAAAUCAGAGCUCCCAACACAGUCCCCAAGGACAGGACACACGAUGACACCAAGGAGAGGGAGGCGGUCCAGGGGAAUGCUCAGCAAGAAGAAAACACGCAGAGGACGGUCAUCAGCUGGCGGGGAGCAGUGAUUGAACCUGAGCAGGGCACUGAACUCCCUUCGAGAAGACUGGAAGCCUCUAUGAAGCCUUCAUUGGCAGCCAGGGUGAAAAAAGAGCCAGUGCCCCUGAAUGAGCGCCAGAAGGGAGUGAUCGAGGCCUUCCUUCAUGCAUGGAAGGGAUACUGCAAGUUUGCUUGGGGUCAUGAUGAGCUGAAGCCCAUUUCCAGAACCUUCAGUGAGUGGUUUGGCCUGGGCCUCACCCUGAUCGAUUCCUUGGACACCAUGUGGAUUUUGGGUCUGAAAAAAGAAUUUGAGGAAGCCAGGAAGUGGGUGUCAGAGGAGUUAAAGUUUCAGAAAAACGUCGAUGUUAACCUGUUUGAGAGCACCAUUCGCAUCCUGGGGGGCCUGCUCAGCACCUACCACCUGUCAGGGGACAGCCUGUUCCUGAGAAAAGCCGAAGAUUUUGGAAAUCGGUUAAUGCCUGCCUUUGCCACACCCUCCAAGAUUCCUUACUCAGAUGUGAACAUCGGCACUGGAGUUGCCCACCCACCCCAGUGGACUUCAGACAGCACAGUGGCUGAGGUGACAAGCAUUCAGCUGGAGUUCCGAGAGCUCUCUCGUCUCACAGGAAUUAAGAAAUUCCAGGAGGCUGUAGAGGAGGUGACAAGGCACAUCCACUCUCUGUCUGGGAAGAAGGACGGGCUGGUGCCCAUGUUCAUCAACACACACAGUGGCCUCUUCACCCACCCGGGCGUGUUCACCUUGGGCGCCAGGGCUGACAGCUAUUACGAAUACCUGCUGAAACAGUGGAUCCAGGGCGGGAAGAAGGAGACACAGUUACUGGAAGACUAUGUUGCAGCCAUCCAGGGAGUAAGGACACACCUUCUAAGACGUUCCCAGCCUAGAAAGCUCACCUUCGUGGGAGAACUUGCCCAUGGCCGCUUUAGUGCCAAGAUGGACCACCUGGUGUGCUUCCUGCCAGGGACGCUGGCUCUGGGCGUCCACCAUGGCCUGCCGGCUGAUCACAUGGAGCUAGCUCAGGCACUCAUGGAAACCUGCUACCAGAUGAACCGGCAGAUGGAGACAGGGCUGAGCCCUGAGAUUGCACACUUCAACCUGUACCCUCGGGCAGAUCGGCAGGACGUGGAGGUCAAGCCGGCUGACAGACACAACCUACUGCGUCCGGAGACUGUGGAGAGCCUGUUCUAUCUGUACCGUGUCACAGGGGACCGCAAGUACCAGGAUUGGGGUUGGGAGAUCCUUCAGAGCUUCAACAAGUACACACGGGUCCCCUCGGGUGGCUAUUCUUCCAUCAACAAUGUCCAAGACUCCAACAAGCCUCAGCCCAGGGACAAGAUGGAGAGCUUCUUCUUGGGGGAGACACUGAAGUACCUCUUCCUGCUAUUUUCUGAUGACCCAGACCUACUCAGCCUGGACACCUAUGUGUUCAACACUGAAGCCCAUCCCCUGCCCAUCUGGGCCCCCGCUUAGGGGAAUAGCACCUGGCCUGGAGACUGUUGGAGGGAUGAGGUGGCCCUGUUGGGUCUGUGACAUUCACAGGCCCCCAUGGUGUUGGGCAGCUGCUAAGUGCAGGGUUUCUGACAAGCUGUGGGCCCCUCCUUUCUCCGCUGUUCUUCAGUGUGUUGUGAGGAACAAGAGUCAGAUCAGCAGGUUCAGGCUGAGCUAGUCUCAGAAGCCUGUGACCUUCUUGUCACCCAGAUCAGACUUGCUUCAUAAACCUGAACAAAACUGUUGGCCUGCUGCAGGGAGUCCUGUGGUAGUCCUAGGAUCUUUGGUCAACUCCUGGGGCUCCAGGGCCUAUGUUGAUUCAGAAUAGAGCCAAAGGCUGCGAGGCAGCUGCGUUUGGGCUGACAGUCUGUCAGUGUCAUGGUCCCCAGGUCUAGUGGGCCACUGUGACUUCAAGGGCCCUGUGGCUCUGGUGUUUACUGUUUGGACUCAGGGAUCCUCCUGGCAGCCCUAAGGGCCUGCAGGGGCUGGGAUGGCAAAUUUGUCUUGCUCCCAGGUUGUCCCAGCACAAUGUGACUUCCCAGUUGAAAUGAGUGGACUUGGUUUCACUGUGACAGGUCCUGUGUAUGCAAGGGGGUCUCUAGACCGGAAAGUCGGGACUGUCCUUGGAAAGCAGUUCUCUGGAUCCCACCUGUUUGCCCCCUAUGCUUAGAGCUGCUGCCCAUUGCUAGCAGGAACAGAGCUGACUUUGGGGGGUUACGCAGUCUCUUCCAUGGGUCUUGUGAAGGUCUGCUGCUCCUGCUGCCACCUACUGGUGGGUUGGUGGAAGUACAUGUGUACAUGAGGGACAACGUGUUUGGGAGUAGCUGCUGGGUAUGGUCAGCGUCUCUGCCACACCCUUCUUGGAGUCCGUGUUUGUGCCUUGCUGACUUGGACACGAGGGCAAAGUAGGCCUCAUCCUCAUUCUUUUGUUCUUGUCAGUGGGUGACCCUGGGCUCUGGUGGGGAUCCCCAUCUCAUACAAGGGCAACUCCUUUGCUUUUUCAUUUCUGGAAAUUCCAAGCCCUGAUAGCAUGGGGCAGGGCUGCAGGCUUCUCAAGGCUCUGGUUCCUGAGGUUAGGCAGGACAUGCUUCCUGCCCAUCUGCAGCUCAGAGUGUCUCAGUGGUAGCCAUCCUGUGCCUCCUGGCCACACGUACAGUAGGGGUUUCCUAUCAUAUUCUUGCACCCCAGCCCAGGAAGGACCUAGCUGGUGAUGUGUCCUCAGCCUCAUGGCUCUUGUAUCCACACUCAGACCACUCUGGCACUUAACCACACUGAGCUGUUUCCCCUCGACCCUCUCCUGACCCCAUGCUGCCCUCCUGGUUUUGGGGACUCCAGGCUAGUGAAUGGCAAACCUGGACAGUGAGUGCACUUUAGCAUUCCAGCUGUGGGCAGGGCCUGAGCAGCCAAGGGAAGUGCACAUUCUCCAUGUCAGGCCUUGAUCUCCCAAACAGAUAUGCACUGAAGGAAGUGCCAAAGGCCUGGGCCAUGGGGACAGCAACUGUCCUGUGACCCUCUGACCCACAGCAACCUCUCAAAGGGUUGGUCCAUAGAGUUGGGAACUGUUGCCGGGCAUAGUGGAGCCACCAGUGAGAACAGUCCUAGGAGGGGAGGCUGUGAAAGCAGAUCUUCCUCCCUGUUGCCCUGAGGCACCAAAUGAGGCCAAGCAGCCUGUGCUUUAUUAAAUAUCUGACUGGUCUCAGCA
Molecule: messenger RNA, 3796 nt
Organism: Jaculus jaculus (lesser Egyptian jerboa)
Lineage: Eukaryota; Metazoa; Chordata; Mammalia; Rodentia; Dipodidae
Gene: Man1b1
Product: mannosidase alpha class 1B member 1
Exons: 13
Coding region: 88-2076 (662 amino acids)
Biological process (GO): carbohydrate metabolic process; N-glycan processing
Cellular component (GO): membrane; endoplasmic reticulum
Molecular function (GO): mannosyl-oligosaccharide 1,2-alpha-mannosidase activity; calcium ion binding
Source: RefSeq, a predicted model, not a curated record